Molecule: messenger RNA, 1977 nt
Organism: Volvox carteri f. nagariensis
Lineage: Eukaryota; Viridiplantae; Chlorophyta; Chlorophyceae; Chlamydomonadales; Volvocaceae
Exons: 19
Coding region: 1-1977 (658 amino acids)
Biological process (GO): cell wall pectin biosynthetic process
Cellular component (GO): Golgi apparatus
Molecular function (GO): arabinosyltransferase activity
Source: RefSeq, a predicted model, not a curated record
AUGCCGCAGUGGGGCUACUGGGCGGUCGUCGUGCUGCAGCUGUGUGCACAAAUGAAGUGUCCUGCAGCGGAGCGACCGCACACAGAUGACCACCGCCUGGUGGCCCACAACCGGAUGAACUGGCAUGCCGUGUGGGCAGCCGCCAAGGCAGCCGGCAGCGAGGCCGAGUUCCUUGCGGCCAUGAGGGCGUCCGCCCAAGGAGGCGCCGACAACGUCCUCCGCGGUGUUACCCACGGGCUGACGGCCCCAUCUCUCAUGGAAGUGUCCCAUGGGUUAUCCCCUUCAACCUCCAUUACUACAGCCUCCGCAGCGGCAACGGGAGCAGGCCAAGACCAGGCCAAGGGCAGCCCCUCCUCCCUCCCCCAGCAGCAGCAGCAGCAGCAGCCCAGCUGGAAGAGCUUCGUGGUGGAUGGCCAGGCGCCCCAGAUCAGUAAAGAGCUGGCACAGAGUGUAGCCAGGGGGGGAGCUGUCAUUGUCACGUGGGCCAACUUUGCGCUGUGGGAUUUCGUCAAGACCUGGAUCUCCCACACCAAGGAAGUGGGCCUUGACAACUUCCUUGUGGGGGCUAUGGACGCCCAGAUCGGCAGUGAGCUGGUGGCGGCCGGUGUCCCCUGCUUCGCCAUGUACUCCGGGGGGUCGAACCACUCGGGUGUGGGGGCGGACCACCUGCAGUGGGGGGGGGAGGCCUUCCAUAAAAUGGUGGGGGCACGUGACGGGGGGGUUGGGUGGAGGGGGUUGGAGGGUCGCCAGAAGAUUACCCUGGCCCAGCUGUUCCUGGGUUUGGGUUUGGAUCUGCUGCUGGUGGACGUGGAUGUGAUGCUGCUGGGAGACGUAAUGGAGUACUUUGGGCGAUAUCCCCAGGCGGACAUCCUGGUCACUUCCGACCAGUUGGCCUCCACCCUGGAGCCGGGGGAUGCGGGGCUGGAGAUGCCGGAGCAGGCCCAGGCGCCCAUGAACAUUGGACUAAUGUUCUUCAGGUAUUCCGACCGCACCGUUACGUUCGUUGACUCCUGGCUGGCUGCCAUCAACGCGGACCCGCAGUACUGGGACCAGAACGCCUUCAACGACCUGGCUCGUCAGGGUUGGGACCCCGUGAACAAGGUUCACCCCAACCAGAAGCGUGUGUUCAUGGGGGCCAAUGGCACUCUGGCGGUGGGGGUGCUGCCGGUGGCGUCAUUCUCCGGCGGACAUACAUACUACGUACAGAGGCUUUACGAGGGGGGUCACUUACUUCGUUCCUGGCAUGCGCACUCGGCUCUCGGAAGGGGAGAACGAGACGACCUGUUUGUGAGUGUGGAGCUCCGGCGGGUCCCCUCCGCCACCUGGUCCGAGCACAGCGCCAAGAACAACAGCGCCAUGAAGAGGUACCACUUCCGGGGUCUGGACCUGCAGCUGGAGGCGGUGCGGUGGCGGGAGCACUCCUUCCUGGAGAACCCCCGGUGUCCCGGCUGGGUGAAGAGGUCCCGGGUGACGUUCUACAGCAAGCCGGGUAUCUCCCAGCCCAUGGAGAAGUAUGUGGUUCAGGAGGGCGGUCUGGUGGUGGUGCUGCCGGCCAACCUGACGGAAAGAGCGCUCAGGGAGGUGCUGAAGCCCUACUGGGCGAUCAAGGUGUGGCAUAUCAAGGACCCGGAGAAUUUCUUUGGCGGCUUCGACGACAAAACGCUAGGAGAGGCGGUGGAGUCCCGCAUCAAGCACCUGGUGCCCGUCAUGCCGCCAGAUCCCUCGCCGCCGCCGCCGCCAACGGCCAACUCAACAACGGCGGAUGGCGCAGCUCUGGCACAGACCGGCGGCGGCGCCGACGCUGGUACCGCGGCCACGGGUUCAAGCACAAACACAGGCUCAGCUGCCAGUGCUCGACGGCUGGGACGAGCACGCAAGCGGAGCCGCACGCAGAUGGUGCAGUUCUCAGUGUCAUUCGUUCGCGCCAUCGUGCCCUCUCCUCUCGCACCAUCGUUAAAACGCCCUCGUCCGGAGUGA